Molecule: messenger RNA, 3285 nt
Organism: Physeter macrocephalus (sperm whale)
Lineage: Eukaryota; Metazoa; Chordata; Mammalia; Artiodactyla; Physeteridae
Gene: CD99
Product: CD99 molecule (Xg blood group)
Exons: 10
Coding region: 77-619 (180 amino acids)
Biological process (GO): T cell extravasation; homotypic cell-cell adhesion; positive regulation of neutrophil extravasation
Cellular component (GO): plasma membrane
Source: RefSeq, a predicted model, not a curated record
CGCGGGGGGUGUCCCUCCCGCCGCCGCCGUCCGCGCGCCACUCCCGGGACGGAUCCUGUGCGUCGCGGGGCGCACUAUGGCGCGCCGGGCGGCCCUCGCGCUGCUGCUGCUUGGCCUGCUUGGCACCCAGGUGCCCACCCGCGGCCAAGAUUUUGAUUUAUCGCAUGCCCUUGAUGACCAUGACAAGAAACCCACUCGGCCCCCACCAAAACAAGCCCCCGAUGAUAACUUCAAUUUAGAAGAUGCCCUUGGUGGAGGGAACAAUGACCCAGUGUCACCCGAACCACCCAAGCCAAAACCUGAUACAAACCCCAACCAGCCCGGCUCUUCUGGUGGCUUUUCGGAUUUGGACCUUACUGAUGCGACUUCAGGUGGAGGAGGCGGUGGUGGCGGAGACCAGAGGCACGGCUCGGAUGAGCAGGCCGACUCCCCGGGGGUGGUGCCUGGAAUCGUCGGUGCCGUCGCAGUCGCCGUGGCCGGAGCCAUCUCCAGCUUCAUCGCCUACCAGAAGAAGAAGCUGUGCUUCAAAGAGAACGCUGACCAAGGCGAGGUCAACAUGGAGAACCAUCAGGGCGCCAACGCCGAGCCACCCGUUCAACAGACCCUUCUGGAGAAAUAGAAGGUCGACAGUCAAGUGAUUCAUAGCAGGAUCCCGAGCUCGCCUGCUGAGCCUAUCCAAAGAUCGCCUGCAGGGACAGAGCGGCCCCGCCGGGAACAAGCCCCGGCUUGUCUGUGCCUUUGCUCAACUUGGGAUUCCUAGUUUUAAUCUUGAGGUGCGUUACCACACCGUGCUGGGUGGGUGAGAUUGACUUGUGAUGAGUUUUGCCUCCAGAGGGGAAUAACACUCACCUUCUCCACGGCCCUGAGGGGUUUCCCGUGUGCUGUGAAAGGCUGACCGGCCAAGUCCCCCUCAUUCAACCCCACUGACUGUUCCCCAAACAGAGACUCCGGGCUGUUUACAAAUUGCCUGUAAAUUGAAUGCGUCUGAACCUCUGCUAACGUUGACCCUUUUAUAGAGUGAGGUAAGCCUUCAGCUAGUUUCCUCAAAAGUUCUUCCAUUUAUUAGGAUUUUUUUUUUUUUUCCACACCAAACUAAUAAAAAGAAAUUAGAAACCAAGUACUUUUUACUUAAUGUUUUGCCAUGGGGUGACUUUUAAAAAAGGUUGUGAAACUAGUGAGAUGGAUCCCCUGUUCCCUUUUCUGGGGCCGUAAGACAGACGAUCAUCCUAAGUGCUGGCUCUUUAUAACAUCUUGCAAUGAACGAAUGCCUACUCCUCUCCUGGUAACAAACGAUGACUUUUCCACCUUUAGAAGCAUUUCCCCCAUUUAGGACAGCGCACACGCUGCGUAGCGUCCAGAAUGCUUGCUUUUAUACGAAAGGGCUUUGCUUGGAUUUUUGCGUUCAUCUCGGGAAGUGCAGAAGCCCUGAUGUUGCAGACGGGCUGGACCUCACCCAUAGACUACCCUCCACGGAAAUAUUAGUUUCCAGUGGCACAGGCUUGCUUCCUCUAAAGCUCUUAGGAUAGUAAUCCAGAGCAGUGGUGGUUUCCUGAGAAGACUUAAUCUUGUCACGGAUGAUGGUGUAAAGAACCGUUGUGUGUUUCACAUCAGCCUCUCCAGGUUCAAAGGCAUGACGUUAGCACACCUGCGUGGGCUGCCUUCGCACAUCACCUGACUUGGGAAAGGGCUGCUGUGAAGUAUCAGUCAUGAAUUCUGGGUCUUUCCCACUUCUGAAGCUCAGAAACUCUGCCAGUAGUUUGAGGGGUAGGCAUCUGAGCCAACCCCCUGCUGGUGAGGACUCAUCCCCUCUCCACGCCCGUAUCCUUUCUGUGACCUCUCCUCACCGCAUUAUCUAAAAGCGUUAGGAGUUUCUUUCUCAAGGUAUUGCUGGAGACCGUCAUCUGGCUAUUUAACUUGCUCUAUCUUUGACACUAUGAUAACUUUUGAGUAUAUGAAAUGGUGUAAAAAAAAAAAAAAAAAGGAUUGGCUAUUUAUCAUAUCCAUUCAUUGCUUCAUUCAACAAAUACCUAUGACCUGGCGUGCACAGGGGUGAACGUGACAUUCUGGAUUCUACAGGAUGGAACACAAAUAAAUGUCAUCCAUCAAUGGAUGGGGUCAGCCAGUUGUCAAGAGCUGAGGGCCAGAUUAGUCAAUAGGCUUGGGUCCCCUCGCUAACUGGCUCAGAGCACCUGGUUACAAAGGUAGCAGAGAGCGUCCAUAUUCUCCCCAGUGAGUCAUCAUGGGUUGCCUUUGAGGUCAGAUCGUGUACACUGACUUGCUUCAUAAUAAGAAAAAAUGCAUAAAGUCUUUUUGUAACUCUGAAUAACCUUGGCAUUUUUAUAAGCAUUGCAAUCAUACUAUAAAGCAUAAAUGCCUCAUUCAAGAAGAGAAGAGUGAAAGGAUGGGUAUUUUUUUAAGGAUAUGAAAUUAUGACUCAUUCAUAAAUAAGUAUACAUCUAAGAAAUAUGUCAACUAGGCUUUUCUUAUGGAUGGUGGAUGUACAUUGUUGUAGACUUCAGUUUAAUUUCACAUUCACAUGAAAAUAAACAUGAUUUUAUCAAAGGUCUGUCUUUUGAAAAAUUGAAUUUAAAUUAUGUGGCUUGGAUCAUUAAAUACUUGGCAUGCCGAUUGCUUUUUAAAAUCAUUUUGGAACUCCCAUAUGAAGAAAUCACAGUCCAACAGAUUUUGAAAUCAACAUAAAGAUUUUAUUGAAGGGCCAAAGGGAGACAAUACCAGUGGAGGAUUUGUUUUAAGUCUGGGUCAUAAUGGAUUUGAUCAACUCACUUAAGCUGUGACCAAGGUUUUGCUGUCAAGGUGCUGCAAUGAAUAUCUCUGUAAGCACAUUUUUGUGGCUCUGUGCAAGUGUGUGUGUUGCAUUAAUGCCUGAAGUUGGCUUUGUGAGGAAAAAAAGCGUGUGUAUAUUUAAUUUUUAUGGACGCUGCCCAGUCAUCCCCCAUAGAGGUUGUGCAAAUUCAUGAUACCCCCCCCCAGCGAUGUCAGAUCUGUUUCCUCACUGCCGUGCAAACUUUCUUUUUUUUUUUUUUCUUUUCGUGCAAACUUUCUGAUUGGUGCCAAUCUGUAGGUUGAAAAAUGGUAUCAAAUCAACUGCUUUUACAUUGCAUUUCUCUUAACACAAGUGAGAUUGAGAAUCUGUGUGGGGGGGACCGAUUUGCGUUCCAUUUCUGGGGGAAAUGAAUGUGCCUUUUGCCUAUGUUUAUAUGUGUUAUCGGUCCUAUCCUUAUUGAUUUGUAGGAACUCUUUACAUAUUAAAGAUAUGACUGUGAA